UAAACUUUGAAAACUUAGAAAAGUUUCAAACUGUAUUGAAUUUUAAAAUUUUCGUUUAACAGCUCGCAAAUGGCAGCAGCUUCAGUCCAAGAGAUACAGCGAGAAGCGCAAGUUUGGCUUCGUGGAGGCACAAAAAGAAGACAUGCCUCCAGAACAUGUCAGAAAGAUUAUCCGUGACCAUGRAGAUAUGUCCAGUAGGAAAUAUCGGCAUGAUAAGAGAGUCUACUUGGGAGCUCUGAAGUACAUGCCUCAUGCAGUCCUGAAAUUACUGGAGAACAUGCCAAUGCCGUGGGAGCAGAUUCGUGAUGUCAAAGUUCUAUACCACAUCACUGGAGCCAUCACCUUUAUAAAUGAGAUUCCUUGGGUUGUAGAACCAAUCUACAUGGCUCAGUGGGGAACAAUGUGGAUUAUGAUGCGUCGUGAAAAGAGAGAUCGUCGUCACUUCAAAAGAAUGAGAUUCCCUCCCUUUGAUGAUGAAGAACCACCUCUAGACUAUGCGGACAACAUCCUUGAGGUUGAACCACUGGAACCUAUACAACUAGAGCUUGAUCCAGAUGAAGAUGCUGCUGUCUGUGAAUGGUUCUAUGAUCACAAGCCACUAGCAGAAACAAAGUAUUUAAAUGGAACAUCAUACCGACGGUGGAAUCUCACACUACCUGUCAUGGCAACACUCUAUCGUCUUGGCAACCAGCUCUUAUCUGAUCUAGUUGAUGAAAACUACUUCUACCUGUUUGAUUUGAAAGCCUUCUUCACAGCUAAAGCUUUGAACGUCUGUAUACCUGGUGGUCCGAAGUUUGAGCCUCUUGUGAGAGAUUUCACCGUCCAUGAAGAAGACUGGAACGAAUUUAAUGACAUCAACAAGAUUAUCAUUCGACAACCUGUCAGAACAGAAUACAAUUAUCUGUAUAAUAGCCUGCCAUUCAAGGUUCAGUUGCCGUGGUAUCAUAGGGUUAGUGUUGUGUACAUCAAGACAGAGGACCCUGAUCUUCCUGCAUUCUACUUUGAUCCUCUCAUCAAUCCAAUCUCUCACAGACAUGCUGUUAAGGUAAUAGAUUCACUAUGCAUAUGGGUUAAGUGUCUAAUGUACAGAGAACAUUGCCCAUCAGGACAUCCAGUCAAAGUGAGAGUGUCUUACCAGAAGCUUUUGAAAUGUUACGUCCUAAACGCAUUGAAGCACAGACCACCAAAGGCACAGAAGAAAAGGUAUUUGUUCCGUUCAUUCAAAGCCACAAAAUUUUUCCAGUCCACGACUUUAGACUGGGUGGAAGCUGGCCUACAGGUCUGUCGUCAAGGUUACAACAUGUUGAACCUCUUAAUCCACCGUAAGAACCUCAACUACCUUCAUCUGGAUUACAACUUCAACUUGAAGCCCAUCAAGACCUUGACUACCAAGGAACRUAAGAAGUCUAGGUUUGGUAAUGCUUUCCAUCUGUGCCGUGAGAUUCUCAGGCUCACUAAGCUGAUUGUAGACUCUCAUGUGCAGUACAGACUUGGUAAUGUGGAUUGCUAUCAGCUUGCUGAUGGUCUGCAGUACAUGUUUUCCCAUGUGGGUCAGCUAACAGGCAUGUACCGUUACAAGUACAAACUGAUGAGACAGAUCAGAAUGUGCAAGGAUCUGAAGCAUCUCAUCUAUUACCGAUUCAACACUGGAGCUGUUGGCAAGGGUCCAGGGUGUGGCUUUUGGGCCCCAGGCUGGCGUGUGUGGCUGUUCUUUCUCCGUGGUAUUGUACCACUCCUGGAAAGAUGGCUUGGCAACCUGUUGGCCAGGCAGUUUGAAGGCAGACACUCCAAGGGAGUGGCCAAGACAGUCACUAAGCAGCGUGUGGAAAGUCACUUUGAUUUGGAGUUGCGUGCAGCUGUAAUGCACGAUAUCCUGGACAUGAUGCCUGAAGGGAUCAAGCAGAACAAGGCUAGGACUAUCUUACAGCAUCUUAGCGAGGCCUGGAGAUGCUGGAAGGCCAAUAUUCCAUGGAAGGUGCCAGGCCUGCCCAUUCCAAUUGAGAACAUGAUCCUGCGUUACGUCAAGGCCAAAGCAGAUUGGUGGACCAACACAGCUCACUACAACAGGGAGCGUAUUCGCCGUGGAGCAACAGUAGACAAGACYGUGUGUAAGAAGAAUCUGGGUAGACUGACCAGGUUGUACCUGAAGGCUGAACAAGAGAGACAGCACAACUACUUGAAGGAUGGUCCAUACAUCUCAGCAGAAGAGGCUGUAGCCAUCUACACCACCACAGUCCAUUGGUUGGAGAGUAGGAGAUUCUCUCCCAUCCCCUUCCCUCCACUCUCCUACAAACAUGACACCAAGCUUCUCAUUCUGGCCCUGGAGAGACUCAAGGAGGCAUACAGUGUGAAGAGUCGACUGAACCAGUCUCAACGAGAAGAACUUGGUYUGAUUGAACAGGCCUAUGAUAACCCUCACGAGGCACUCAGCAGAAUCAAGCGUCAUCUCCUAACACAGAGAGCUUUUAAAGAGGUUGGCAUUGAGUUCAUGGAUCUUUACAGCCAUCUCAUACCUGUCUAUGAUGUGGAACCACUAGAGAAGAUWACAGAUGCCUACCUGGAUCAAUAUCUUUGGUAUGAGGCAGACAAGCGCAGGUUAUUCCCCCCUUGGAUCAAACCAUCAGACACAGAACCACCUCCGUUACUAGUCUAUAAAUGGUGUCAAGGUAUCAACAACUUGCAAGACGUGUGGGAAACAUCAGAAGGAGAAUGUAACGUGAUGAUGGAAUCCAAGUUUGAGAAGCUCUAUGAGAAGAUUGACUUGACGUUGCUCAACAGACUGUUACGUCUGAUUGUCGAUCAUAAUAUUGCUGAUUACAUGACGGCUAAGAACAACGUGGUCAUCAAUUACAAGGAUAUGAACCAUACUAAUUCCUAUGGAAUCAUCCGUGGUCUUCAGUUUGCCUCAUUCAUUGUCCAGUAUUAUGGUCUUGURCUGGAUUUACUUGUGCUGGGUCUACAGCGAGCUAGUGAGAUGGCUGGUCCACCACAGAUGCCWAAUGAUUUCUUGACAUUCCAAGAUGUAGAUACUGAAUCCCGGCAUCCAAUCAGGCUGUACUCUCGUUACAUUGACAGGAUACAUGUGUUCUUCAGGUUCACCGCAGAAGAGGCUCGUGAUUUGAUCCAGCGCUACCUCACAGAACAUCCCGACCCCAACAACGAGAACAUCGUGGGCUACAACAACAAGAAAUGCUGGCCACGWGAUGCACGAAUGCGCCUCAUGAAGCAUGAUGUCAACCUUGGUCGUGCCGUGUUCUGGGACAUCAAGAAUCGUCUGCCUCGGUCUGUCAGUACCUUGCUAUGGGAGAACAGCUUUGUGUCUGUGUAUAGUAAGGAUAACCCUAACCUGCUUUUCAAUAUGAGUGGAUUUGAGUGUCGUAUUCUGCCCAAGUGUCGUACAACCUUUGAGGAGUUCACACACAAGGAUGGUGUAUGGAACUUACAAAACGAGGUCACCAAGGAGCGAACAGCCCAGUGUUUCUUACGUGUGGAUAACGAGUCGCUAGGACGUUUCCAUAAUCGUGUCCGUCAGAUCCUCAUGGCUUCAGGAUCAACUACAUUCACCAAGAUCGUCAACAAGUGGAACACAGCGCUGAUUGGAUUGAUGACGUACUUCAGAGAAGCUGUCGUCAAUACCCAGGAACUGCUAGACUUACUGGUCAAGUGCGAAAACAARAUUCAAACCCGUAUCAAGAUUGGUCUAAACUCUAAGAUGCCCAGUCGUUUUCCCCCAGUAGUGUUCUAUACACCCAAAGAAUUGGGUGGCUUGGGUAUGUUGUCCAUGGGCCAUGUGCUCAUCCCACAGUCUGACCUCAGGAAGCUGACGAAUGCACAGAGAUCUGGUUUGAAUCAGAUCCCCAACAGACGAUUCACUCUCUGGUGGUCACCUACUAUCAACAGGGCUAACGUAUAUGUUGGAUUCCAAGUGCAGCUUGAUCUGACGGGUAUCUUUAUGCAYGGUAAAAUCCCUACACUCAAGAUCUCACUCAUCCAGAUCUUCAGGGCUCAUCUUUGGCAGAAGGUUCACGAGAGCGUCGUGAUGGAUCUCUGUCAGGUGUUUGAUCAAGAACUAGAUGCUCUAGAGAUCGAGACGGUACAGAAAGAGACGAUUCAUCCACGUAAAUCGUACAAGAUGAACAGCUCGUGUGCCGAUAUUCUGCUGUUCGCUGCUUAUAAGUGGAACAUCUUCAAACCAUCCCUUCUCGCCGACUCCAAUGACAUGAUGGAUGGAUCUGUCAGCCAGAAGUACUGGGUGGACGUACAGUUACGAUGGGGUGACUACGAUUCCCACGAUAUCGAACGAUAUGCACGUGCUAAGUUCCUGGACUACACCACAGACAACAUGAGUAUCUACCCCUCCCCUACUGGGGUACUGAUUGCCCUUGAUCUGGCUUACAAUCUUCACAGUGCCUUUGGUAACUGGUUCCCUGGCAUCAAGCCCUUGAUACAACAAGCGAUGGCUAAGAUCAUGAAGGCUAACCCUGCCCUGUAUGUCCUGAGAGAACGUAUCCGUAAAGCACUCCAGUUGUACUCYAGUGAGCCUACUGAACCGUACCUGUCGUCACAGAACUAUGGAGAACUKUUCUCUAACCAGAUUAUCUGGUUCGUUGAUGAUACGAAUGUCUAUCGUGUCACGAUUCAUAAGACCUUUGAGGGUAAUCUCACUACCAAACCCAUCAAUGGCGCCAUCUUCAUCUUCAAUCCUCGCACAGGACAGCUGUUCUUGAAGAUCAUCCAUACCUCUGUCUGGGCUGGUCAGAAACGUUUAGGACAGCUCGCUAAAUGGAAGACAGCCGAAGAAGUAGCUGCGUUGAUUCGUUCGCUUCCGGUUGAAGAACAACCCAAGCAGAUUAUUGUCACAAGAAAAGGAAUGUUGGACCCUCUCGAGGUUCAUCUUCUUGAUUUCCCUAACAUCGUCAUCAAGGGUAGCGAGUUACAACUACCUUUCCAGGCCUGCCUCAAGGUGGAGAAGCUGGGAGAUAUGAUCCUCAAAGCCACCGAACCUCAGAUGGUACUAUUCAACCUGUACGAUGACUGGCUCAAGACUAUCUCAUCCUACACCGCAUUCUCUCGUCUGAUCCUGAUCCUUAGAGCCUUGCACGUYAAUGCUGAUCGCACCAAGGUCAUCCUUAAACCAGACAAGACCAUCAUUACUGAACCACAUCAUAUCUGGCCUUCAUUGUCAGAUGAGGAAUGGGUCAGCGUUGAAGUACAGCUAAAGGAUCUUAUCUUGGCUGAUUAUGGCAAGAAGAACAAUGUGAACGUGGCUUCAUUGACGCAGUCCGAGAUUCGUGACAUCAUUCUUGGUAUGGAGAUCUCUGCUCCUUCACAACAACGACAACAAAUCGCCGAGAUCGAAAAACAGACGAAAGAACAAUCCCAACUGACAGCAACUACAACACGCUGGCGUGUCAGAGCCAUAUCAGCUACUAACCUUCAUCUUCGUACUAACCACAUCUAUGUGUCGUCUGAUGAUAUCAAGGAGACUGGAUUCACAUAUAUUCUGCCGAAGAAUGUGCUGAAGAAGUUCAUUGUUAUAUCUGAUCUAAGGACUCAGAUAUCUGGUUAUCUGUAUGGCGUAAGUCCUCCAGAUAACCCACAAGUCAAGGAGAUACGAUGCAUUGUGAUGGUCCCUCAGUGGGGCACACAUCAGACUGUCCACCUGCCKAACAUGUUACCACAGCACGACUACCUUAAAGAAGUGGAACCCCUUGGAUGGAUUCACACACAGCCUAACGAACUGCCUCAGUUGGGCCCUCAGGAUGUUACAACGCAUGCYAAGAUCAUGGCUGACAAUCCAUCCUGGGAUGGUGAGAAGACGGUSAUUAUCACUUGCAGUUUCACGCCAGGAUCAUGCUCACUAACAGCUUACAAGUUGACCCCAUCUGGUUAUGACUGGGGUCGUAAUAACAAGGAUACUGGUAACAACCCACGUGGUUACCUACCAUCUCAUUACGAGAAGGUACAGAUGCUCCUGUCUGAUCGUUUCCUUGGGUUCUUCAUGGUUCCUGCUCAAGGCUCUUGGAACUAUAACUUCAUGGGUGUUCGUCACUCUCCUAAUAUGCGGUACGAGCUCCAACUGUCAAACCCUAAAGAYUUUUACCACGAGGUACACCGCCCUUCUCAUUUCCUGAACUUCAGCGCGAUGGAAGAGUCAGAGCAGAUCACCGCAGACAGAGAAGACAUGUUUAAUUAAAGGAACUCUAAUCUUUACCUUCCAAAAGCCAGUCUGCUUAUUCUAGCAUCUCCAGUAAGCGGCUCAUCAAUACUGAAGAUGUUUCACUCCACUAGGAAUGUUCAAAGGACAAACUUACAGAAAAGACAUGUUUAAUUAAAGGACCUCUAAUCUUUACCUUCCAAAAGCCAGUCUGCUUAUUCUAGCACCUCCAAAAAGCGGCUCUUCAAUUCUGAAGAUGGUUCACUCACUAGGAAGACAAGCUUACAGAAAAUGCUCGCUAUCUUUCUCGUAACUUUACUCUCACCUCAUUUGCCACUUUCCAAUCAGUCGUCAAUCAUAUUGUUAACGUAAAAUAGUAAAGGCUUGAAUUGCAAGCAGAAAAAUGUUGAAAUUUAUUGCUCUCUGUGUGUGUAUCCUUUAACUUUGUAUAUACGAUACUAAGAAAUGUGAACCUUUUUA
This is a messenger RNA of Actinia tenebrosa (Australian red waratah sea anemone), 6637 nucleotides long. RefSeq names its product pre-mRNA-processing-splicing factor 8. Gene Ontology annotation, molecular function: U2 snRNA binding; pre-mRNA intronic binding; U6 snRNA binding. The record is from RefSeq and is a predicted model, not a curated record. Gene Ontology annotation, biological process: spliceosomal tri-snRNP complex assembly; mRNA splicing, via spliceosome. Gene Ontology annotation, cellular component: catalytic step 2 spliceosome; U5 snRNP. Lineage: Eukaryota; Metazoa; Cnidaria; Anthozoa; Actiniaria; Actiniidae.